AUGGCGCGGCUCCUCCGAAACGCUUCUUCUCUGAGACGCUCACUGUUUCCUCACCUGCAGGAACCUAGGAGAGGAUUAUUGGGUACAUCUACACAGAUGUACAACUUCUCUGCUAAAGCUAAAAAGAAAACAAAAUCAAGUGCAAGUGAUUCUGCUGAUGAAAAUUUGUCAAAGAAAGAUUUAGCACUGAAGCAAGCUUUGGAUCAGAUCACUGCAUCGUUUGGGAAAGGGUCCAUUAUGUGGCUUGGCCGCACAGUUUCAUAUAAGAACACUCCAGUGGUGUCUACUGGAUCAUUUGCUCUGGAUGUUGCUUUAGGAGUAGGAGGACUUCCGAAGGGACGUGUUGUGGAGAUUUAUGGUCCAGAAGCUUCUGGAAAAACAACUCUUGCGUUGCACGUGAUUGCUGAAGCACAAAAACAAGGAGGCUACUGUGUCUUCGUAGAUGCUGAGCAUGCUCUAGAUCCAUCAUUAGCUGAGGCAAUUGGAGUAAACACCCAAAAUUUGCUUCUCUCACAACCAGAUUGUGGUGAGCAAGCUCUCAGUCUGGUGGAUACCCUAAUCAGGAGUGGUUCAGUAGAUGUCGUUGUUGUUGAUAGUGUGGCUGCUUUGGUUCCUAAAGGUGAACUUGAUGGUGAAAUGGGAGAUGCCCACAUGGCAAUGCAAGCAAGGCUUAUGAGUCAAGCACUUCGCAAAUUGAGCCACUCAUUAUCUCUCUCGCAGACAAUAUUGAUUUUUACAAAUCAGGCAUGGGUGCGGGCAAAACUAUCCACUUUUGGAUUUGGCGGCCCCUCUGAAGUUACUUGUGGUGGAAAUGCCUUGAAAUUCUAUGCUUCAGUACGUCUUAAUGUUAGGAGGACAGGGUUAGUCAAGAAGGGAGAAGAGACAAUAGGAAGCCAAGUAGUUGCGAAGAUAGUAAAGAACAAGCACGCCCCUCCAUUCAGAACGGCCGAAUUCGAGCUAGAGUUCGGCCGUGGCAUUUGUCGUGAGGCCGAGCUCAUAGACUUGGGAGUCAAACACAAAUUCAUCAAAAAGGCCGGUGCAUUUCUUUAUUUGGGGGAACAAAAUUUUCAAGGCAAGGAUGCUCUGAAGAGAUACCUUUCAGAGAAUGAGAGCGCAAGCAACGAGCUCAUGAAUAAGCUUAGAGAGAAGCUUGUAGAUACCGAGCCUGAAAGUGAGAAUGAAUCUGUUACUGGUUCUGUUGAUGAGGUUGCUUCAUCUGAUUCGACCGAUGAAGAACCUCUUGCUGCUGCUGUUGAGGCUUAA
This is a messenger RNA of Striga hermonthica, 1263 nucleotides long. The record is from the annotation of a GenBank genome assembly. Lineage: Eukaryota; Viridiplantae; Streptophyta; Magnoliopsida; Lamiales; Orobanchaceae.